Messenger RNA from Gloeophyllum trabeum ATCC 11539, 720 nucleotides. Its product is annotated as acyl-CoA N-acyltransferase. The transcript has a single exon. Lineage: Eukaryota; Fungi; Basidiomycota; Agaricomycetes; Gloeophyllales; Gloeophyllaceae. Gene Ontology annotation, molecular function: protein N-terminal-serine acetyltransferase activity; protein-N-terminal-alanine acetyltransferase activity. The record is from RefSeq and is a predicted model, not a curated record. The coding region runs from base 1 to 720 and encodes 239 amino acids.
AUGCUACCCGAUCCCACCUGGGGGACGUCACCAUACGACGUAAACUUCGCUUUUCCAGUGCUGCCGGACAUAAUGGAAAAUGAGAAGAUCAGAUUAACCCCCUUCAUUCCGAGACUACAUGCCGAAAUGUAUUGGAAGGAAGCUGAUCCCUCGAUACACCCGCAGCUCUACGACCAUCUCCCCUGGAAUUGGCAGAAAAUCGAUGACUUCCUCUCCCUAGUAGAACGCAUCCGACUCGACCCCAUGUGGAUCCUGUUCGCCAUCAUCGACAAAACGGGGCCCGGUGAUCUGCAGGGCGGCAGCUUAGCGGGCAUUAUAGGCGUGAUACGGGCAGAGCCCCACAACCUCGUGGCCGAAAUCGGCGCCAUACUCGUUUUCCCGGCCUUCCAGCGCUCGCACGUUGCGAAGAAUGCUAUCGGCCUCUGCAUGAUGUAUUGUCUCGAGUUGCCCACGGCGUCGCCUGCAGGCCUUGGUCUGAGGCGGGUGAAAUGGACCACAUCGCCGGCUAAUUUAGCAUCAGCCAAGGCAGCCGAGGGGAUGGGUAUGAAGUUGGAGGGAAGGAAUAGGUGGGCGAGGAUAUACCCGGCAGGUACAGCAGGCACGCAGCUGCGCCCAGGAGAUCCUCGACCGGGCAUUGAGAUGUUAAGCUACGCGAUAUGUUGGGAUGACUGGGAGGAAGGUGGGAGGGAUAGAGUGAAGGAAAAAAUGGACAGGAUAUGA